CAGAAGAGGAAGAGAGCGGGGAGAGAGAGGAGGGGAAAAGGAAGGACAAAACGACCGGGGAGAAGAAAAGAGGAGGAAUAGAGGACUGUUUGUUUUCACUUUAUGUUGAUUUGAAUAACGUUAAGGAGAAGAGCAAGUCGAUUUACAAAGUCCACGCACAGGAUUUGCACCAGUUUUGCAUGAAGAAAAGGAGCAGAGAGAGAGAGAGAGAGAGAGAGAGAGAGAGAGUGUGUGAGUGUGUGUGUUCUUCUCAGCUCCCAAAAGGACACGUGUUGAACUUCACUCUACUUCAUCUAGAGUUAACGAGCUUCAGUUAUUCAUAAUCCGAUCUAGCUCCUCACUCAGGAGCGGGGUUUCAGCUGUGUGUGUGUGUGUGUGUGUGUUUACUGAGACGGACGCAGACACAUUUUCGUCUUCACGUGGCGUUUUUCAGUCCCACUGAACUGAUCAACACGGCGAGGAAAAGCCCAGAGCAGAGUUUCCUCCCGCUGCUCUUUGUAAACGCGAUCGGACUAUGGCAGCGGUAACAACCCCGGAGUCGAGCCCUCAGCCCCGGGUCUACUUCCAAACUCCCCCCGGUACCGAACAGACCGAGACCCCGGCCCGGAAACAAGGCAGAGUUACGGUCAAAUACGACCGGAAAGAGCUGAGGAAGAGACUGAACUUGGAGGAGUGGAUCAUCGACCAACUCACAGAUUUAUACGACUGCGAGGAGGAGGCGAUUCCUGAACUGGAGAUAGAUGUGGAUGAGCUAUUGGACAUGCAGACUGAUGAGGACCGUGCUGCACGUGUUAAGGAUCUGCUGGUGGACUGUUACAAACCUACUGAAGACUUUGUAGUCGAGUUGCUUGACAAAAUCCGCGGCAUGCAGAAGCUCAGCACACCUCAGAAGAAAUGAUGCACCUGCAGCCUCAGCUCCUCCUCCUAACCCUUCCCCAGCCAAUCGCAGCUUCUUCCUCUGCUUCACAAGAUGCUCAACCAAUCACGUGAGGUAGAGGGGAAGCGAAGUGACUGGGGAAUCUAGCCAAUCAGAUUCUUAUAAGCAGGGCUUAUUUUUGUUUUCUUCAUUUUGUUGACUUUAUGGUAUAUAUAUUUUUUUUUCUAAAAGGGGAAAAGAUUUCAUUGUGUUUUGAAGCAUUUGUAGAAAUCCUAGCAAUAUAUUUCUACGCAUACAUUUUUUAGAUGUUAGGUGACUGUGUGAAUUUUUUUUUGCUCUGAUGCAAUACUGUAUGAGUGUCCCCAGUGGACAAUACUUGCUAUAAACGUGCUGUUUGUAGUUCUCUGAAAAUGUUAUGACCCUUACUGCGAUAUAGUUUUUUUGAAAGAGAUGAGAUAUACUCUGCCUUGUCCAUUUAAAAAAAAUCCUUAAUUUUAUCUUGUUUUAUUUUUAAAAAAAAAUUCCAUACAGCAUGAAAGGGCUUUGGAAGGGAAUGAUGAUGUAGAUCUGUAUGUUGAUGUGGGUGAGGGUGAGGUAGAUGGUGGUGGAAAACUGGAGCUUUUUUUUUGAGACAUGCAAACCCACAUACAUAGCAACACACGUUUAUAAACACGCACACAGACAGACGGGCGUCACCCCCCUCAGGGAUCAGUGGGAACAUGUACCACACACCACAGCUGUGGUUAUUAGGCCCCACACUCACACACAGAUGUGCGUGAUGGCAUGUGGAGCACAGAGGGAGUUGACAGCACUCUGGAGGGUCUCGUGGCUUGCCACAAGGUCUGCCAGUUUAUAAGAUCCCAAUUAAUGCUUUCAUUUGACUCUGCUAAAUCAUCUUACCCAGAAAGCUAUCUGCUUCCUUUCUGAUAGCUGAUCAAACACAACCAUAAUAGGGCUAAUCACAUAUUCCAUGCCUGCCAUUCAAUAUACACAAACAGCCUCUUAAAGGGUAUGACAUGUUAUCUUGUAAUGACUGUUAAUUAUUAACUCCACAUGAUUGGGAGUUAAAUACAAGAAAGAGAAUCCUUCUAACCACAGCUCCUAUUUAGUUCCUCCUACUUAGUGAGACCUCCUCUGUCCAUCCAGCUCUCAUCUUUUCCCAGGAAGAAUACCCUUUUCUAUAUCAGAAGUUGCCUUAGUACAUAUACUUAGUACACAUAGUAUGUACUAUAGACGUUGCCUAGUACAUAUACUACACAAACCAAAUAAAUGAAGGCAUUCAUUUGAGAAAUACACAUGUAAAAGAGCAAUUCAAAAUUUUUCGGGCUAUAGGGUUCAAAAUCUCCUCGUACUUUCCUUGAUUUUGUUUUCUAGAAAAAAAAAAGUUGAAUACAUUUGAAAGUCGAAUCCACGUUUUUUUAGAUGUGCAUAAAAUAAAAUGGAUUUGUCCAUUUUGUUAGUGUGUGUGUGUAUUCUAUCAGAUAAUGCUUUUGAUUUUUUUUUCCAUACAACAGUGCACAAAAUAUGCUAAAAUCACUAGCUAAAUUUAAAUAAGACAAAUGAUGUAUUUGAUAAAAUGCAGGAAGCUGACAUUAGUCUGUCGUCGAAGCUCAUAUUUGGUAGGGUCGGAGGGGUGGGGGGGAUUAUGAUAAAAUGUAGCAAUAAACUUGUUUUGUUAGUUUCUGGGUUUGUUAAACUUUAUGCAACUUUAAUAAAAAUUCUUGUAAAAUCCCA
Molecule: messenger RNA, 2611 nt
Organism: Ictalurus punctatus (channel catfish)
Lineage: Eukaryota; Metazoa; Chordata; Actinopteri; Siluriformes; Ictaluridae
Gene: ppp1r14bb
Product: protein phosphatase 1, regulatory (inhibitor) subunit 14Bb
Exons: 4
Coding region: 515-898 (127 amino acids)
Biological process (GO): innate immune response; regulation of phosphorylation
Cellular component (GO): cytoplasm
Molecular function (GO): protein serine/threonine phosphatase inhibitor activity
Source: RefSeq, a predicted model, not a curated record